Molecule: messenger RNA, 1110 nt
Organism: Angiostrongylus costaricensis
Lineage: Eukaryota; Metazoa; Nematoda; Chromadorea; Rhabditida; Metastrongylidae
Source: the annotation of a GenBank genome assembly
AUGGUUAACGAUCGUGUCGUUGAAGACAUUACACUUGAUAUAUUGUACAAGCCUCACACUCUUACGAUCUUAGCUUGCUUAUGCGCUUUCGUCUGGUACAAAGCAUUUUCAGACAGAUUGGAUAGAAGCACUGAUCAAAACAUAUAUGACGGUUGUAUUAGUACACUCGUUCUCUUCGUUGUUGUCAGCGCUCUUGCAUUUCCAAAUGGCCCUUUCAUUCGACCGCAUCCUAUACUGUGGCGAAUCAUAUUUGGAAUGUCAGUGGUUUACCUGAUGAUUUUACAAUUUUCUCUUUUUCAAACUUUCGUCGAUAUAAAGAAAGUACUUUCUUGGUUGGAUCCUGAGGGUCUCAGUAAGGAGAGACUUGAGGAAAAGGCAUAUGCAGUGAACUGCUCGGACAUCACCUUAGAACGAAUUUGGAGUCACAUGGAUGUCUUCGCUGUGGGCCAUUUUAUUGGCUGGGCUUUGAAAGCGUUAUUAAUUCGGCAUGGUAUAAUAUGUUGGUAUAUCAGCAUAGCCUGGGAGAUUACUGAGGUAGUAUUUACGCAAUUGUUACCGAAUUUUGAGGAGUGUUGGUGGGAUGCCAUUAUUCUUGACAUACUUAUAUGCAACGGACUUGGUAUUUGGUUCGGGUUAAAAGUGUGUAAUUUCUUUCAAAUGCGACAGUUCCACUGGGAGAGCAUAAAAGAUAUCAGGUCUCAUCGUGGACGCUUCAAAAGGGCCGUGAUGCAAUUUACACCAGAAAGUUGGACAGAGUUCGACUGGUUUAAUUCAAAGGCAUUCAGGCGAACAAUGGCUAUCUAUUUCUUUGUACUAAUCUGGCUGCUGACUGAAUUGAAUACAUUCUUCUUAAAGCAUGUGUUUGCCGUGGAUACGAAGCAUCCGGUGGUGUUCGGUCGUAUCAUUCUCAUGGCUCUUAUAUCUGCACCAUCAAUUAGGUGCAUUGAAGAUUCAGAAUGGGAACGCUUGUCAUGGGUAUCCGAGGAAAGUGAUUCUGAGGCUGCUGCAGUUCAUCAUGAUACUCGAUGCUAUUCGAUGCCAUUCAAUGCCAUUCGAUGUCAAACAAUUUCACAGUCGUUAAAAUUCUCGUCAACUACAGUCGCUCAAUGA